Molecule: messenger RNA, 1652 nt
Organism: Passer domesticus (house sparrow)
Lineage: Eukaryota; Metazoa; Chordata; Aves; Passeriformes; Passeridae
Gene: B3GAT2
Product: beta-1,3-glucuronyltransferase 2
Exons: 4
Coding region: 375-1295 (306 amino acids)
Biological process (GO): chondroitin sulfate proteoglycan biosynthetic process; carbohydrate metabolic process
Cellular component (GO): Golgi membrane
Molecular function (GO): galactosylgalactosylxylosylprotein 3-beta-glucuronosyltransferase activity
Source: RefSeq, a predicted model, not a curated record
CCCCGCGCACCGCCAGAGCCGCCCGGGGAAGCGGAGGAGAAGGAGCGUCUCCCCAGAGCCCCCCGCCGAGCCCCGGUCCGGCGAUGCCGAGGGCGAAGCGGGAGGAGGAAGAGGAGGAGGACGAAGGGCGGCCGCUCGCGGAAUAGAGGAGCGGCGGCAGCGGGGCCGGUAGCUGCCCCGCGGGGCUCCCCGACCCGCCCCGCCGGCGGCCCCGCGCCCGCGGGAGGCAGGGAGGGAAGGAGCGCCCGGCGCCCGCCCCGGCCGCCGCCGCCGCCGCCCGGCGCCCCGCGGAGCAGCGCGGUGGGGCAGCCCCGCCGCGCCCGUCUAUGGGGCGGCGCUGAGCGGCGGCGCGGCGGGAGGGCGCCGGGGGCAGCAUGAAGUCCCUGCUCUUCAGCCGCUUCCUCCUGCUGCUGCCCUGGGUGCUCAUCGUCAUCAUCGUGCUGGACAUCGACAGCAGCCGGGCGCCGCUGCCCGCGCUGUCCCCCCGCGGCGGGGCCGAGGGCGGUAGCGGCGGGGCGCGGCCGCCCGCCCCGCGGCGGCGGCCCGAGGCCGCGCUGCCCACCAUCUAUGCCAUCACGCCCACCUACAGCCGCCCGGUGCAGAAGGCCGAGCUCACCCGCCUGGCCAACACCUUCCGGCAGGUGUCGCGGCUCCACUGGAUCCUGGUGGAGGACGCGGCGGCGCGCAGCGAGCUGGUGACCCGCUUCGUGGCGGGCGCCGGGCUGCCCUGCACGCACCUGCACGUCCCCACGCCGCGCCGCUACAAGCGCCCGGGGCUGCCCCGCGCCACCGAGCAGCGCAACGCCGGCCUGGCCUGGCUGCGGCAGCGGCAUCAGCACCUGCCGCCCCCGCAGCCCGGCGUGCUCUUCUUCGCCGACGACGACAACACCUACAGCCUGGAGCUGUUCCAGGAGAUGCGGACGACGCGCAAGGUGUCCGUGUGGCCCGUGGGGCUGGUGGGCGGCCGGCGCUACGAGCGGCCCGUGGUGGAGAACGGCAAGGUGGUGGGCUGGUACACGGGCUGGAGAGCCGACAGGCCCUUCGCGAUCGACAUGGCAGGAUUUGCUGUGAGUCUUCAAGUGAUCCUGUCGCAUCCCAAAGCCGUAUUCAAGCGUCGUGGUUCUCAACCAGGAAUGCAAGAAUCUGAUUUCCUGAAACAGAUAACAACAGUGGAGGAACUGGAGCCAAAAGCAAACAACUGCACAAAGGUUCUUGUAUGGCACACCCGAACAGAGAAGGUGAAUCUAGCUAACGAGCCAAAGUACCACCUGGACACAGUCAACAUUGAGGUAUGACAGUGAGGGGGGACAGUCCCACGCAAGAGCAGGACAGUGGACGCACCAGCGCGUGUCCCGCUUGGGACAGAUAAAGUCAUCAGCUUCUGCCUGAGACCUCACAGACUGCUGUGGAAACAAAAGGAAGCUUUCAGAGACUCUAAUAAGCAAGUCAAGUGGGUGUGCUUUGUUCUAACUUGUCUGCAUGCAUUUCUGAACUCUCAGCUUAAUAAACUGACACUUACCUUUGUUUUAAUGCUGUUUCCACAUAGAUAAACAUGGCUGCAAUGGAGUAUUUUCAAAAUCAUUAUUUAUGUAUAUACUUUUUGUAUUUAUCCAGCUUAAUGGUGUAAUUAUAAACUGAUUUUAACUCACAAA